This is a messenger RNA of Aedes albopictus (Asian tiger mosquito), 1021 nucleotides long. RefSeq names its product mediator of RNA polymerase II transcription subunit 29 (gene ix). Lineage: Eukaryota; Metazoa; Arthropoda; Insecta; Diptera; Culicidae. The coding region runs from base 94 to 744 and encodes 216 amino acids. Gene Ontology annotation, biological process: regulation of transcription by RNA polymerase II. Gene Ontology annotation, cellular component: mediator complex. Gene Ontology annotation, molecular function: transcription coregulator activity; transcription factor binding. The record is from RefSeq and is a predicted model, not a curated record. The transcript is spliced from 3 exons.
UAAUAAUCAGUCGUGAAACCGCUAACCUUGUGGAAAGUUUUCAAAGCUUCUCGUAAUUAAUUUCAUUGAAUUUUUAGUUAAACGCCGACCAAAAUGAAUCAAAUGAACCAAAUGGGAAUGCACAUGCAACAGCAGGGCGUAGUGCAAGGUGGACCCGGAGUACCGGUCGGAAUUCCCGGCGGCCAGGUAGGCGUUUCGCCCGUCAUGAUGCAGUCGCCCCAGAUGCAACAACAGCAGCAGCAGCAGCAGGUUGCCGUCCAACAACAGCAGCAACAGGCCCAAGCUCAUCAGCACCAGUCCCAGCAACAGCAGCAGCAGCAGACCGAAAAGGUGGAUAACAUUUCCAAGGUAAAGGCACUGAUCGGUCCUCUGCGGGAAUCGCUUGCGGCAACGAUCAAAACCGCUGCGCUCUUGUUGCAGCAAAACAACCUCAACGACGCGGGAACGAAAGGAGGAGAUAUGAACGCUUUAAUUCCGAGGUUUGACAAGCAUCUGGAGGAGUUCUACUCGAUCUGCGAUCAAAUCGAACUGAAUCUGAAAACCUCAAAAAUUUGCAUGCAGCAGGGAGCUUCGUCGCAGCAGUAUCUCCCGAUUCCGGUUGCACCGACGCAACCCAAUCCGGCCGAAACAAACGCCUUGUCCUACGGUCAGUAUUUAGACGUGGUGAAGAUUCAGAUUGGCUACGCCAAGGACAUACACGAUACCCUCAUCUGUGCCGCUCAAAAUAUCUGCCCGAGCGAAUGAUAGAAUCGAACCACUACUGGGUGCGACAUUUCGGAUUAGAUUGAGUGGUUUCAUCUUUUUUCCGGAAUGAUACACGUGUGAUUGGAAUCUGUCAUUAUAUUGCACCUAUAGUGAUGCAAAACCUGUAGUUUUAAAUAUUUUUCAUUUACCUGAAUGUUUACCACUUUCUACUUCAUAUAGAUAUUUUACGACACCUACAGUCUGUCUCUGUAAGGAAUAAGUUAAUACAUUAGAUAAUAAGAGAUACUUUUUUUUGCUAAGAUAGCUGCCAUGUCAA